Messenger RNA from Colias croceus (clouded yellow), 3436 nucleotides. It is a transcript of the gene Loqs, whose product is annotated as interferon-inducible double-stranded RNA-dependent protein kinase activator A homolog. The transcript is spliced from 8 exons. Lineage: Eukaryota; Metazoa; Arthropoda; Insecta; Lepidoptera; Pieridae. The coding region runs from base 191 to 1354 and encodes 387 amino acids. The record is from RefSeq and is a predicted model, not a curated record.
UCGAGUCCUACGAGGUCAAUAAAUUUUACAGCUGCCGGUUGCUUUUGUUUCAUCAAAUCGCUAAUUGUUUUUCUUAUUGUUAAAAAUACUCGGGCUGCUAAAAGUUUUCAAUAAAUCGUAAUAAAACUCCCAAUAGUUUCAUUUUUGUAGUCGUUGCUUCUUGUCUGCAGUUGUGGAGAGAAUACACAGAAUGAUGGACGGUGUAGUACACCCGCACCCAGGGGUGGUGCACGGCGGCAUGCCGGGCGUGGUGCACGGCAUGCCGCCCGUGCACGGCGCGGGCCCGGACGGGGAGCACGCGCCGCACGGGCCACGACGCCGCUACCAGAAUAGACCUAAACCGCCUAAUAAUACGGAAAGGUUGCCGUUGGAUGAAGCUGCUAAGCGAGAAAUGGAAUCUCUUCCAAUGAAGACACCAGUAUCAGUCCUGCAAGAACUACUGGCUCGGCGUGGAACAGUCCCCAAAUAUGAACUCGUCCAAAUUGAGGGCAUGAUACAUGAGCCUACAUUUAGAUACCGCGUUACUGUCGCAGAUUUAGUUGCCAUGGGCACGGGUAGAUCAAAGAAAGAAGCGAAGCACUCAGCCGCCAAGGCUCUGCUGGACAAGCUGACUGGAGCCGCACCAGCCGAUCAGCCUCCCAAUGGAAACAUACCAGAGCCCACGGUGGUGUCAUCGUUCGAGGACAAGCUGAUGGGCAACCCGGUGGGCUGGCUGCAGGAGCUGUGCAUGUCGCGCUUCUGGCCCCCGCCCUCGUACCAUGCGGAGAACGAUGAUAAUGUUAAUAGACAUAAAAAUCAAUCUUUCCCAGGCCUACCCCACGAGAGGCAGUUUACAAUCGUGUGCACUCUACUGAAGAGACGGGAAGUUGGUACGGGCAAGGCUAAGAAGCUGGCAAAGAGACAAGCCGCCUACAAGAUGUGGCAGGCACUGCAGGACAACCCGCCGGAGUCGUUCCAGCCUGAGGAAGAGGGCGGUGUCGCGGCCCGAUAUGCCGACUUGAAAGAUAGUAAAAUAUCAACGUUGACCACGAGUCACAGCCACAAGGUGUCGCAGUUUCACAAACACCUCAAACAGUCUGUCGGGCCCAACCUGGCCAAGUUGCAGGUGACACCGCUGAACAACAAAGACUUUAACUUUGUUAAGUUUUUGCAAGAGAUCGCAUCGGAGCAAUCGUUUGAAGUCACGUACGUGGAUAUUGAGGAGAAGUCAAUGACGGGUCGGUGCCAGUGUCUCGUACAAUUGUCCACUUUGCCGGUAGCCGUGUGCUACGGGUCAGGGCUCACGAGCAAGGACGCACAGUCCUCCGCAGCCCAGAACGCGCUCGAGUACCUCAAGAUUAUGACCAAAAAGUGAAAAGCCUCAACAUCUCGCGACAUCUAUAACGCCCGGUGACCGUCUAUCAAAUAUGACAGAUUUGUUAUACGUAAAACAUAUGGCCACUACACAACAUGGGCCAACUACACAAUGGGCAGCGUUGGCCCAACGUCGUCGAUGUUUGCCGCCAAUACGGCGUGAUGCGCUGAUCAUACAUUUAGAGGCUACUCUAUCGUGAUUGUCUCUAUUCGCCCAUUGCUGCCCAUUGUGAAGUUGUCCCAUUAUUCUAUUUACAUAUAAAAAAUGCGUUGUGCGUAUAGAAGCCACUCGGGGCUGGCGCGAUGUCGCGUGGAUAGAGGCCACACAACACCACUCUCGGCGCUAGCCAAAGCGCUUCGGGCUAUGCUGUAUAACUGGCACAUUUGCAGUGCUAUUAUACAAUAUUAAUAUUAAUUAAUUAACUGUUAUUGUUUAUUUAUUGUGUUUUUUUUGGACGAUAUAUUUGCAAAUACAUGGCAUAAUAAUUGAUGAGCUUUAUGUUUUGAGUCAAAAUUUAAGAGUAAAAAUUUUACUUUUUGGACACGAAACGUUUUUGUGAUUGGAGUUUAUUCGUAAUAGAUGUGUAUUUUGGAAGCUGUCGUAGUGAAUACAUAAUAUAUCAAUUCCUAUAUUCCUACACUAGAUAGUUUCCAUGUUUCUCGCAAGUUUUUCUUUUUUUUUUUUACAAUUUACCAUUUUUAUGUUUUUGAACAAAAGUCCAUGUAUAUCGGACAAAGUUCAUGGAUUCUAUGAGAUUUAUUUUGUUGUGUGUAAAGAAAAAUGUGAUAGAUUUUUUUUUGUCUCCAACUCGACUGCGAAUGUGCGAGAGUACACAGCAUAGCCCGUAAACUUAAGGAAACAAAGUAUGGAGUGGUCAUAUAAUAAAUACAAGCUAUACUUUGCAUAGAAUUAGUGUAAUUUUCCCAGCGUGGAAAUUACUUAAAAAAAAAAAUAAAAAAAUGAAAAAAAAAAAAUAAAAUGAUAUAAAAAAUAACAAAAAAGUGUGUAUUAUAACUUUCCAGUUUAAUAUUCAGCAUAAUUUAGGCAUGUUUUGCAUUAAUAUUGAAUUGAAAUCAUUACCUACUUAUCAAAUCAUUAGCUUUAAUGUAUAAUAUAAUAAAAUGAUAGAUUUUUCAUGUAAUUUAUUUAAACUUUUUUUUUCGUCUGGUGUGUUGAGAUUUUUCUAACAUGCUGAGCAUUAAACGGAAAAAUAUUCUCAGCUGGUAAUGUCUUGUUGACGAACUGUCCGAACCUUUGCUUUAUUUAUGAUUUUUAAUAUCCCUAUUUUUUUAUUCAAUGAAUUCCCAAAAAAUAUAUAAUCAUCAAACAUAUAAAUUAAGUUUAACACCGUAGUUACAGUUAUAGUUGUAUUUUACUCGAAAUCUUAAACGAGCAAGGGUUGGGUCUUGCGCGAGAUGGAUUAUGUAACGAGGCAGGAUUGAUUGAAAUAAUGAAUUUACCAAUAAUUGUGUAUAUUUUAUUUUUAUACAUGAUGGUAAACUUUGCAUGGAGGCUGAGAACUAUGUGUUUGAGUGAAUAUAUCACUGGAAAUAACGGAUGUGGAGCUAGGAGGUCCCUUGCCUGUGAAAAUGGGCAUUAUUUUAAUGCAAAGUAUAGAGGUUGUAACAUUUUGUAUCAGUACAGAGCCGUCGCUCGGCGCCCGAAGGCCGCGAGGGCUCUGCACACCGAGUUUCUUUUAAAUUGAAUGGUGUGAGUUCAACCUGCCCCUCUAUUGGUCGCACUGUUCAACUUAGAAAAGACUAAUUUGAAUAAAGGAAUGGAGUUUCAACCAAGACCUACUAAAUAAAACUAUAAUGUCCGACCAUCGAGACAUCGGAGUUCACGUAUUAUAAUUUAUGUUUAGUUAGUCUUGGUUUUACUAUUUAUAUCGAUAAACUGUUGUAAUCGUAGAGAAUAAUGUCACUGACGUAGAAACUUACACUGUACAUUUCACUUGCCUAGAUCUAAAAACUUGUUGAAAGAUACCUACAUUGUGAAAAUGUGAAAAUAAACGUUUUCUUUGUUUUGCUAGUAUUGAAUUUGCUAAUAACUACAAUAAAAUUGGUGUUGCUUAUAUAUAAA